GGCGGCGGCGGCGAUGGCGGCCCUGAGGGGACCUGCCGGGCGCUUCCGGUGGCGCGUGCGGGCCGUGCCGGGCGGAGCGCGGGGCACUGCAGGGCGGCAAUGCUAUGACCUCCUGGUGAUUGGCGGGGGAUCCGGCGGCCUAGCCUGUGCCAAGGAAGCCGCUCAGCUGGGGAAGAAGGUGGCCGUGGUGGACUACGUGGAGCCUUCCCCCCGAGGUACCCGGUGGGGCCUUGGUGGCACCUGCGUGAACGUCGGCUGCAUCCCCAAGAAGCUGAUGCACCAGGCGGCGCUGCUAGGGGGCAUGAUCCACGACGCCCCCCACUACGGCUGGAAGGUGGCUCAGCCCCUGCACGACUGGGGGAAAAUGGCAGAAGCCAUUCAGAACCACGUGAAGUCCCUGAACUGGGGGCACCGGGUCCAGCUGCAGGACAGAAAAGUGAAGUACUUUAACUUCAAGGCCAGCUUUGUCAACCCACACAUGGUUUGUGGUGUCUCAAAAGGUGGGGAAGAGACUCUGCUUUCGGCCGACCACAUUGUCAUCGCCACCGGAGGGCGGCCGAGGUACCCCACGCACAUCGAAGGUGCCUUGGAAUACGGGAUUACGAGUGAUGACAUCUUCUGGCUGAAGGAUUCCCCUGGAAAAACGUUGGUGGUUGGGGCCAGCUACGUGGCCCUGGAGUGCGCUGGCUUCCUCACUGGGCUCGGCCUGGAUGCCACUGUCAUGAUACGCAGUGUCCCUCUACGGGCCUUCGACCAGCAAAUGGCUUCCUUGGUCACAGAGCACAUGGUGGUUCACGGCACCCGAAUCCUGAGGGGCUGCACCCCCUUGAGGGUGGAGAGGCUCUCAGACAGGCGGCUCCAGGUCACCUGGGUGGACCUCGCCUCCGACAAGAAGGACACAGGCACCUUUGACACCGUCCUGUGGGCUAUAGGAGAGCAGCUGGAGACUUAAGGCUCCCCUCCCUGGGCUCCACCAGCCGCCACCCGACCUCUGGGGCCUGAGCCGUGGAAGCUGUGGAAAGUGUGCCUUUGAAGUCAUGCGUCCUGCCGUCGGGAUCCCCCAGCCACGGUGACGGGGGCCACCCGCUGCCCCCCUGGGGUCGGGCAGGAAGAGCGGCCCUUGCCACCCUGGCUCGACGAGGCCACAUCGUCUGAACUGGGAGAGAAAGGGUGGUGAGGCAGCUCAGCUGUGACGGGGCCCAGGCUGUGAGCACACGGAGCCGGCAGUGCCUGACACUGCCCCUCCUGGCCUCUCCCCUAAGAGCAGGGUUCGUGCUCUGACUGCCUGCAAGGAUGGGAGGGUGUGCAGUGCAGGCCCUGGAGGUCUUGGAGCUGGGGCUGCCCGGAGAGUCGGGGGGCGAGGUCGUGCACACUGUCUGCCUCCUUUGGGUCAGCUCGUGGGCCACGGGUGCCGGGGGAACGGCUGCUGCCAGAUGUGGGGACACGAGGCCACAGCCUCGUGGCAGAGAGAGGUAAACCCACGUGGAGCACCGUCCUGCCUCGCACAAGCUGCAGGAGGGGUGUCUUGGUGGGGGCGGAGGCCAGCCCAGGGGGGCCACGUGAGGACCCUGAGACACCCCUGCCGGGAAAUGCACGCAGGGGAUGGGGCCCCAGUGUCUGUGAGGCCUGGGUCCUGUUUCCGACUUCUCCUCAGGUUGAUGCCUUCAGAGGCUGCAAGGUCCUGUCGGGCUGAGCCUGCGGCCGUGCUGAUCCUUCCCAUCCAUCACUCCACCAUGUGGCCUGGGGUCCCUGGCCCCUCGGAGUCCGACCCCUUCAGUGGGGAGGGGCUUAGGGAGCACAGUCUGGGGCUGGGGGCACAUCGCCCUUGGUUGCUGCUGCUUCUACACCGUUUCUGUGGUCAGAGCCAGGAGCCUUGUAUUUUUAAAAAAUCAUGAAUUUCCAAUUCAAAGUUGACGUCACGGAGUUUGAACCGUCCUCUUUGAGUGACAUGUAGGACCUGUUAGCAUCUGCACUUGUGGGGACGUGACCCUCGGAGGCCGAGUUCCAGAAACCAGAGGUCUGAAUUUGGAGAAGGCUGGUGUGCGUACCAACCCCAACACUCAGAAGAUCCUGGUUGACGCCCA
Messenger RNA from Balaenoptera ricei (Rice's whale), 2084 nucleotides. RefSeq names its product thioredoxin reductase 2 (gene TXNRD2). Gene Ontology annotation, cellular component: mitochondrion; cytosol. The coding region runs from base 14 to 952 and encodes 312 amino acids. Gene Ontology annotation, biological process: cell redox homeostasis; glutathione metabolic process; cellular response to oxidative stress. The transcript is spliced from 13 exons. NCBI's taxonomy places the organism in Eukaryota, Metazoa, Chordata, Mammalia, Artiodactyla, Balaenopteridae. The record is from RefSeq and is a predicted model, not a curated record. Gene Ontology annotation, molecular function: glutathione-disulfide reductase (NADPH) activity; thioredoxin-disulfide reductase (NADPH) activity; flavin adenine dinucleotide binding.